Molecule: messenger RNA, 1496 nt
Organism: Dipodomys ordii (Ord's kangaroo rat)
Lineage: Eukaryota; Metazoa; Chordata; Mammalia; Rodentia; Heteromyidae
Gene: Klrg2
Product: killer cell lectin-like receptor subfamily G, member 2
Source: RefSeq, a predicted model, not a curated record
UCGCCGCGCACGGGAUGGAGCUGGUCCCGGAGGCCUCGCCGGGAGUCCAAGCCGGGGCCAAUUUCCCGCAGGAACCCAAGGGAAGCCAAGUCCAGGGACUGGAGGAGCCUCGGGUCCCCGCGGGGGAGCCGCAGGCUGACGGCCCGGGAAGCCACCAGGAGCCGGCCGGGGCGGGCCAGGACCUCGCCGAGGACAAGUUGCCGCCGCCGCCUCGCCCCGGGCCCCUGCGGGCGCAGCCGCUCAGCCUGGGCUACGGCGCCUUCCGCCAUCUCGGGUCCACCAGCCGCGAGCCGCCGUCGCCGGGCCCCAUGUCGGCCGAGCAGCCCCGGGAUGGCGAGGGGCCCGGGGCCGAGCUGCUGCCCUUGGCCGCCCUGGGCUGCGAGCAGGCAGCGGGCACCUGGGCGCCGGUGGAGCUGCAGGUGGACGUGCGCGUGAAGCCGGUGGGCGCGCCGGGAGGCAGCCCCUCGCCCGCGCCCUCCACGCGCUUCCUCACCGUGCCGGUGCCGGAGUCCCCCGCCUUCUCCCGCCACGCCUCCCCGGCGCACCCCCUCCUGCAGCGGGCCGCGUCCCCGAGCGCCGCGCGGGGCCGGGCCUCGCCGCUGGCCGCCGCCGCCCCGACGGAGCGCGAUCGCACCGGCGCCGAGAGCCCGGCCACCCCCGCCGAGGAGAGGCCUCCCGGGGCUCUCGCGUGCGGAUGCCGGGAGCCGGGGCUGGAAAAGGAGGACGCCUGGUUGCGGGGUGCCGGGAUGGAUGGCCAGGAGCUGCCGCGGGCCAUCAAGCUCAUAGGGCUGCCCAUGUACAUAAAGUCUUUACGAUGGUCCCUGGUGGUCCUGGCUGUGUUUCUGGCUGUCUGCACCAUCACCAUCGUGGUCUUGGCCUCCAGAGCAGGAGCUGUGUGCCAGCCAUGCCCUCAAGGCUGGAUGUGGUCUGAGGAGCGCUGUUACUACCUCUCUGCAGAAGCACAGGACUGGAAGGCCAGCCAGGCCUUCUGCAUGGCUCACAACGCUACCCUGCCUCUGUUCAGCCACACCCAGGAUUUGCUAAGCCGAUACCCAGUCACCAAACGCUCCUGGGUGGGGGCCCAGAGAGGCCCACAGGGCUGGCACUGGAUCGAUGGCGUCCCCUUGCUGCCCCAGCCGCUCCCAAAGGAAGACCUGGAGAACCCGGAUCUCAGCUGCGGGGGCCUGGAGGAAGGCAGGCUCGUGGCUCUCAACUGCAGCUCCCUCAGACCCUGGGUCUGUGUCCAGGGGAAGCAGUGAUCUGGUUUCUGCCUGUGCUCAGCCUGUUGGAAGCUGAAGUAAGAGCUUGGAAACUUCUUCCCCAGACCUGGAAUCCCGGCUGUGCCUGGCCCAGCCUGGGCAGCUGGAUUUGGGGGCUUGACAGCCGUAGGCCAGGGGCAGAUUGUUCUGUAUCCUCAAAUCUCAGUGCCACAUGUUAGUUUCCAGCUUCUGACACCAGUCUAUUCUAUGACUUGAGGAUCUUAUUUAGCACUGCUA